AACUUGUCAAAGAAAUAGAGAAGCAAAAAUGGAAUACAACAUCAAGGGGUUAAUCUCAUUGUAUGACUAAUUUUUUGUUCUCAAGAGAGAGAAACUGGCAUCAACAGAGUACUACUACUCAAGAAAAAUGCAUACAUUUUUUCAGUUUUGAAUUUGGAGAGUCAGUCAUAGCAAUGGAGCUUCGAAAAACAGAGGAGAAACUCUCUGUAUCUUCAUCGUUAUCUUCUUCCUUGUCGUCAUCGUCGAGUUGUUCGUCGUCGUAUUGGUCUUCGAGGGGUGAGAAUCAUGAAGACAGAUCUUCGAAGAGAAGUCCGAGAAUGAGGUUUAUUGAUUUUCUUCGUGACAAGGAAUGGGAAUGGAAAUUGGCUGAGAAGCGGUUCGAUCAGCUCUGUUGGAUUUGUGCUGGUAAUGAACCCGCCAUCAAGUCCUCUAAUUUUCCCUUUUGCAUUGUAGGAAUGUCAGAAUCUCAGGAGUUUGCAUAUCAACUGUUGAGAGCACUGAGAAGAAGAAAGAAUUGGAAAAUAGAUAUCACUAAAAGUGAAUUUCAUAUCCUUUGGUGCCACUUCACUCAUUCCGAUGCAACAACAACUCUAUUUCACCUUUGUGAUAGGAACAUGGAUGGAAAAGUUACUGAGAAUGAUAUCAAACAGAUAAUAAUGUUAACUGCUUCUACCAAUAAGUUAUCCGUGACCCACGAAGAAGGAGAAGAUUAUGCUGCCUUAGUCAUGGAAGAGCUAGAUGAAGAAAAGCAGGGCUACCUUGAGCUACAUCAAUUUGAGAACCUCUUCAAGAUAAGCUCAUCAAACGUUCUCUCUCCUCUAAACAAACAAUCAUCAAAUAAACACAUUUGGCAAAGCCACGAUUCAUUUCAAGAGUCCAUAUAUGAGGCUGAAAUUUUGCUUAGAUCUCGAUGGAGACGAGCAUGGACGGUAGCAUUGUGGUUGAUCAUCUGCCUUGCAUUGUUCACCUGGAAAUUCAUUCAGUACCGCCAACGAAAGGCAUUCGAAGUCAUGGGUUACUGCCUCUCAAUUGCCAAGGGGGCAGCAGAGACUUUGAAAUUUAACAUGGCUCUAGUCUUGCUUCCUGUUUGUCGAAACACGAUUACAUGGCUUCGCAGAAAUUCAUCUCUCAACUCCGUCAUUCCUUUCAACGACAAUGUAAACUUCCACAAGUUAGUUGCAGGAGGCAUUGUAGCAGGAGUUAUACUUCAUGGAGGAACUCAUCUUGCUUGUGAUUUUCCAAGAAUUAGUGGUUGUGAGAAGUCAAUUUUUAAGAAAACUAUUGCUGCUCAGUUCAACUACCAUCAGCCAUCUUAUGUUGAAAUGUUGGCCACAACUGAGAGUUUAACAGGCAUUAUUAUGGUCAUAUUGAUGUUCAUUGCAUUUUUGCUCGCUACGAAAUGGCCGCGUCGCAAAUCGACCUCGCUUCCGAGGUCUAUUCAACAAGUCACAGGAUACAAUACCUUUUGGUAUUCUCACCAUUUGUUCAUAUUUGUCUAUGCAUUACUCAUUGUUCACUCCAUAUUCUUAUUCCUAACUGAUAAAACAACAGAGAAAACGACUUGGAUGUAUAUAGCAGUUCCAGUUUUAUUAUAUUCUGGAGAGAGGAUUUUUAGAGCAAUUAGAUCUUGUUUAUACGAAGUGAAUGUUUUGAAGGCAAGGACUUAUUCAGGAAAAGUUUUGUUUCUCAAACUGAGCAAACCAGAAAGAUUCAAAUAUCAAAGUGGGAUGUAUGUAUUAAUUCAAUGCCCUCAAAUCUCCCCAUUUGAAUGGCAUCCGUAUUCUUUAACUUCUGCACCACAAGAUAGCCACCUCAGUGUACAUAUCAGAAAUUUGGGAGAUUGGAGUUAUGAGCUCUACAGCCUGUUCCAUGAGGGAACAUUUCCUUCGAAGAAUUACCCCAAAAUAUUCAUUGAUGGGCCCUAUGGUGCUGCUUCUCAAGACCAUGUCAAGUACAACAAUGUGGUACUAAUUGGUCUAGGUAUUGGAGCCACACCAUUCAUGAGCAUCAUGAAAGACAUUGUAAUCAAGUUUACUGAAAAAUCGAAUCGUCGUGGAGACAGUGGAAAAGGCAACCAAAGUACAUCAAAAACCUAUCUUUAUUGGGUUACAAGAGAACAAAGCUCCUUUGAUUGGUUUAAAGAUUUCAUGAAUGAUUUAACAUUUACAGACCAAACUCAGUUAGCUGUGGAGAUGCACAAUUUCCUCACUAGUGUAUAUCAUGAAGGGGAUGUAAGGUCUGUUUUGAUAAGAGCAAUUCAAGCCUUGCAUUAUACUCGACGUGGCAUCGACAUUGUCUCCAAGACUCCCGUACAAACUCAUUUUGGUCGACCGAAUUGGAUAAACAUCUUCUCAAGUUUAGCUCGGAGGCACGCAAGAGAAAGAAUCGGAGUUUUCUAUUGUGGUCCUUUGGCUUUGGCAAGAGAACUAGAGGGAUUAUGCACCAAAUUCUCCACCAAAACCUCAACUAGAUUUGUAUUCCACAAGGAAAACUAUUAGAUCAAACAUUGCUUUUCAACUAUACAAAAUUGCAUCUUUUUUUUUUUUUGUAAAUCACACAACAACCCAUUACAAACUAAAGAAUAAUAUAAUUUAAAGUUUGUUCAAAUUUAGUUCA
Messenger RNA from Cucumis sativus (cucumber), 2616 nucleotides. RefSeq names its product respiratory burst oxidase homolog protein F. The record is from RefSeq and is a predicted model, not a curated record. Bases 63 to 2498 code for a protein of 811 amino acids. Gene Ontology annotation, cellular component: plasma membrane. Gene Ontology annotation, molecular function: NAD(P)H oxidase H2O2-forming activity; calcium ion binding; peroxidase activity. Lineage: Eukaryota; Viridiplantae; Streptophyta; Magnoliopsida; Cucurbitales; Cucurbitaceae. The transcript has 14 exons.